Molecule: messenger RNA, 2105 nt
Organism: Tribolium castaneum (red flour beetle)
Lineage: Eukaryota; Metazoa; Arthropoda; Insecta; Coleoptera; Tenebrionidae
Gene: mRNA-cap
Product: mRNA-capping-enzyme
Exons: 7
Coding region: 220-1971 (583 amino acids)
Biological process (GO): protein dephosphorylation; 7-methylguanosine mRNA capping
Molecular function (GO): ATP binding; mRNA guanylyltransferase activity; mRNA 5'-triphosphate monophosphatase activity
Source: RefSeq, a predicted model, not a curated record
CAGGGUUGCCAAUAACAAGUGACAGGUCGUCAAAUAGGUCAACAAAGCAAUAUGUGCCGUUUUAGCUGAAGUUGGGGUGCAAAUCGUGGCAUUGUUCAAUGCGAAACCGCUUUGGGGCGUGCUUGGCGUUAUUUUCGGCGGCGUGGUGGCCGUUGGGUCGUUGUUGAGCGUUGCUGAGCGCCCUAACCUCACCUUUCGGAUCAGCUGAGAGUGGGUAGGAUGAGUCGCAGGGCCCCCGGACCCGUGCCCAAUCGGUGGAUGCACUGCCCCCGCAAAGCCGCCGAUUUGAUAAUGGGCUACUUCAUGGCCUUCAAGACCCCCCUGAGCAACGGGUACGAUAGUUUGGUGCCCCCCGAAUGUCGGUUUCCGCCGAAAAUGCUGUUCGAUUUGUGCAAAACGAAGAAGAUCAAGUUCGGACUGUGGAUUGAUUUGACGAACACGACGAGGUUCUACGAUAAGGAAGAAGUCGAAGAUGAGGGCUGUAAGUAUAUUAAGUUGCAAUGUCGCGGGCAUGGGGAGACGCCCUCGAAGGAGCAGACGAACACGUUUAUUCAACUGGUGCACAACUUCAUCACGCAUCAUCCGUUGGAGAAAAUCGCUGUGCAUUGUACGCACGGCUUUAACAGGACUGGGUUUCUCAUAGUCUCGUAUUUAGUUGAGAAAAUGGACAUGGAGCUAGAGUUGGCGAUUGAAACAUUUGCCAAAAUGAGACCUCCUGGCAUUUAUAAGGGGGAUUAUUUGACGGAAUUGUACAGUCGGUAUGACGACCCCGCUGAUACGCCCCCGCCCCCUACUCUCCCAGAUUGGUGUUUUGAAGAUAACGACUCUGAAUCGCCCCAACAAAAUAACCGCGAAGAGCCGGCUUCUUCCUCAAAUUAUGGGGCGACCAGAAGAGGUGGGUCGCAUGCGAAAUUCAUGGAGGGAGUGCCGGGAGUGACGCUUUUCACCGAACAACCGAAAGCUUUUCAAGUACAGAAAAAAGUGCAAGUUAUGUGCGAGUGGAAGAAAAAGGGGUUUCCUGGUUGUCAGCCGGUGUCAAUGGAUAUUAAUAAUAUAACUUUGUUGCAUCAGAAACCUUACAGGGUUUCUUGGAAGGCUGACGGGGCCCGGUAUAUGAUGCUGAUUGAUGGACCCGAUGAAAUUUACUGCUUCGAUCGCGAUCAUAAUCCAUUUAAAGUCAGCGGACUCACUUUUCCGCACAGGAAGGAUCUGAGAAAACAUUUGAAAGACACGCUACUUGAUGGGGAAAUGGUGAUUGACAAAGUAAACGGAGAAGACAUUCCGCGUUACCUGGCGUACGACAUCGUCAAAUUCGAGGGUCAAGACGUGGGCAAGAUGCCUUUUUACCCCACCCGAUUGCACUGUCUAGAGAACGAAAUAAUUAAGCCUCGCUACAUGGCGAUGGAAAACGGUCUCAUUAACAAGGCUUCCGAACCUUUCAGUGUUAGAAAGAAGGAUUUCUGGGAGAUAACUCAGGCUGCUAGUUUAUUAGGUGAAAAAUUCGCAAAGACUUUAUCACACGAACCAGACGGUUUGAUUUUUCAACCGUCCAAAGAGCCUUAUUCUCCAGGUCGUUGCGAUGAAGUCCUCAAGUGGAAGCCUCUCAAUAUGAAUUCCGUGGAUUUUAGGUUGAAGAUUGUGAAAGAGGAGGGGGCGGGAAUUGUCUCUCGGAAAGUGGGCCAUUUGUACGUUGGACAUUUAGAUAAACCGUUUGCAAGAAUGAAAUACACGAAAAGUUUAAAGGAUUUAGAUAAUAAAAUUAUUGAGUGUACAUUUGAGGAUAAUCAGUGGAAGUUUAUGAGGGAAAGGACUGAUAAGUCGUUUCCGAACAGUUUUAACACUGCGAAAGGUGUUUGCGGCAGCAUUAGUAACCCUAUAACUAAAGAAAAGUUACUGGAUUAUAUCGAAAGGUAUAGAUUCAACGAUGAUAGUGAGAUGAUGCCGCCACCUCCACGAAGGAUACGGAGAUGAUGAAUUUUACGGUUUUAUUUUGUUCCAUAAUAUUUUUUAUGACAGACAAAAGAUUGGUGCACCAUAUCGAUCACCCAAAACUUACAACGUAAUAACCAUUAAUUAAUUUAUAAAAUAUACGAAUCCUAAGCUGA